CGCCGCCCGCCGCUCCGCCCGCCGCGCCGCGGGCCCAGGUUUGAAAAUGGAAAAUUUUGAUGCGUCACUGAGCACCUAUUUCAGGGCAUGGCUGGGUCCCCGAGACACCAGAGUGAAAGGCUGGUUCCUUCUGGACAACUACAUCCCCACGCUCGUCUGCUCUGUCAUUUACUUACUGAUGGUGUGGCUGGGACCAAAGUACAUGAGGGACCGGCAGCCCUUCUCCUGCCGUGGCGUCCUGGUGCUGUACAACCUGGGCCUCACCCUGCUGUCUCUCUACAUGUUCUACGAGUUAGUGACAGGAGUGUGGGAAGGAAGAUACAACUUCUUCUGCCAAGGCACCCGCAGUGCCGGUGAAUCCGACAUGAAGAUCAUCCGUGUGCUCUGGUGGUACUACUUCUCCAAGCUCAUAGAAUUCAUGGACACCUUCUUCUUCAUCCUGCGCAAGAACAACCACCAGAUCACCGUGCUGCACGUCUACCACCACGCCUCCAUGCUCAACAUCUGGUGGUUCGUGAUGAACUGGGUCCCCUGUGGUCACUCUUACUUCGGUGCCACGCUUAACAGCUUCAUCCACGUGCUCAUGUACUCGUACUACGGCCUGUCCUCCGUGCCCUCCAUGCGCCCUUACCUCUGGUGGAAGAAGUACAUCACGCAGGGGCAGCUGGUGCAGUUUGUGCUGACCAUCAUCCAGACGAGCUGCGGGGUGCUGUGGCGGUGCUCCUUCCCGCUUGGCUGGCUCUACUUCCAGAUCGGGUACAUGAUCUCCCUGAUUGCGCUCUUCACCAACUUCUACAUCCAGACUUACAACAAGAAGGGGGCCUCUCGGAGGAAAGACUACCUGAAAGACCACCAGAACGGGUCCGUGACUGCUGUGAACGGGCACGCCAGCAGCUUCUCCCCCCUAGACAGCAGUGCCAAGCCCCGGAAGCUGCGGAAGGAUUGAAGCGGCCACGCCCACAGCCAGACACACGUGUGACUGUAAGCACAGUAGAGUCGCGCCCUGACACCCGCUGACAGCGACAGCCACUGCGACUUGGGCCUGCAGUAGUCGAUUCGUGUAGGACCUUUUUCAUCCAUUCCAAACCCCUAGAGUUCCUCUGCAGAUUACACAAGUAGGCAUCAGAUCCCGCACAUUUCCAGGACCUCACUGACCCCGCCCGCCCGCCCGCACUAGACUGUGGAAGGGAAUUACUGUAGUGUAUGACACUGCUGUUGCCUUAUUAGUUAUAACAUGAUAGGUGCUGAAUUGUGGUUCACAAUUUAAAAACACUGUAAUCCAAACUUUUUUUUUUAAACUGUUGAUCAUGCAUGUGAUUGUAAAUGUAAAUUUGUAUAAUGUCCUUACAGUAGAGAAACACACAUGCCUUACAAUUUAAAAAGCAGGGCCCAAAGCUUACUAGUUCCAAUUAGGAUAGGUUUCAAGUUUGUAUUCAUUUGUAAUAGCUCUGUUCAGAAAAAAAGAAAUCACAGACCGUGACGGUAGGAAGCCGGUGUGCGCCAGUAACUCUGGUUUCUUGUGGAUGUGUCAGCAGGAACGGCGCCUUCAGUUUUGUGAUCCGAGCUUUCAGUCAAGCAGGCUCAACCUUGGUGGAACAGUUGGUUUAACUUUUUAACAGAUGUUAUUUUUUUAUUUUGAGUGCCACUAUUGAUAAUGCAAGAGAGCGGGGAAGGGCGCUGCGGAGCCGUCUCGAUGAACCUUAAAUAUAGAGUCUUUGUCCUCAAGAUCCUAGAACGCGUGUAGGGCAAGCAGGCCAUUUUUAAUUUCUGAAGCACUGAGUGUUUUUAAUGCAGGGAACAAAAAUCCACGUUUGCUUUGCGGUGCGGGAGAGGAGGUGACCUUCCCAGGACCAGGGCGCAUUUCUGGUUUGGCAGACGCCGCAGGUGAGCGGAGGGAGCUUGAAGGCCAGACUCCACAUCUGCAAUCGUGUCUGUACCGGUCUGACCCAGACUGCCUUUGCAAUGUGCCUGGUCCCCUAAAAAUUGAUUAAUAAGGGAGGGAAAAGAACCUUUAAAAACAUGGGGUCAAAUUAAGCAGAUAGGAGCAGCAUACGCACAGCUGAUUGGACAGCAAUUUCUCGUUGAGCAUAAAUCUGCCAUCUCCACCACUUCUUCCGCUUACGAUCUGAAGAUUCGUGGGACCACUUGUUCAAACAUUGUGACCGCUGGUCAUAAAGACCAUUGUGUGCGCUGUUAACGUGCUGACCGCCCUGUCCCUUCUGCAUUGGAAACAGCUCAUUGAACCACUUGCGACGCAUAGAGAUGGUCAUUGACAACAUAUAAACUAACUGUGGGUUUGAUGUUGAUGUAACUGUGAGUUUACGUGCUUUCAUUUUGCACAUUGCUGCCCGGGGAGCUGCGGCUCGGUGAGUGUGAGGUUUUCUGCGGGAGGGGUCGGGCGUCUGCUUCCAUCUGCCAGAGCGCGUCCCGUUGUCCAGUUGUGAGUGUGGCUUCAGUCGUGGGCACUCAGCUUGAGAUGUCUUUGCCCCGGUGCAGGGACUCCAACGCCCACUGGUGUGCUGCGAAGUGUGCUAGCUCGUCUGGAGACACACACUGUUACGUGAUGUCUGAACGUUAAUCAUUAAAACACUUUUGAUUACCA
Dipodomys spectabilis (banner-tailed kangaroo rat) is the source of this 2602-nucleotide messenger RNA. RefSeq names its product ELOVL fatty acid elongase 5 (gene Elovl5). Gene Ontology annotation, molecular function: fatty acid elongase activity. Lineage: Eukaryota; Metazoa; Chordata; Mammalia; Rodentia; Heteromyidae. The coding region runs from base 47 to 946 and encodes 299 amino acids. Gene Ontology annotation, biological process: very long-chain fatty acid biosynthetic process; sphingolipid biosynthetic process; fatty acid elongation, saturated fatty acid. The record is from RefSeq and is a predicted model, not a curated record. The transcript has 8 exons. Gene Ontology annotation, cellular component: endoplasmic reticulum membrane; endoplasmic reticulum.